Molecule: messenger RNA, 1101 nt
Organism: Chelonoidis abingdonii (Abingdon island giant tortoise)
Lineage: Eukaryota; Metazoa; Chordata; Testudines; Testudinidae
Gene: MESP2
Product: mesoderm posterior bHLH transcription factor 2
Biological process (GO): somite rostral/caudal axis specification; mesoderm formation; regulation of transcription by RNA polymerase II
Cellular component (GO): nucleus
Molecular function (GO): RNA polymerase II cis-regulatory region sequence-specific DNA binding; DNA-binding transcription factor activity, RNA polymerase II-specific; protein dimerization activity
Source: RefSeq, a predicted model, not a curated record
AUGGCCAGCUGUCCUGCCCGGCUCCUAGCCCAGGAUCUCCAGCUGCUCCCGAGCCAGGCCCUGCUGCAAGAGUGGGGCUGGGCCCACUCAGACUCCACCUCUCCCACCUCCUCCUCAGACUCCUAUAGCCUGUCCCCUUCUUCUGCACUCCUGGCUUCCCAGGAGCCCCUCCACGGCUGCCUCCCAGGGCAAGCACCCGCUCUGCCCCCCAAGCUCCAGGCAGAUCCCUGCUGCAGCAGCCAGAGGGCACCGGGCAGGGCGGGCGGUGGGCAGAGGCAGAGCGCCAGCGAGCGGGAGAAGCUGCGCAUGAGGAAUCUGUCCAAGGCUCUCCACACCCUGCGACGCUACCUGCCCCCCUCGGUGGCACCGGCUGGCCAGAGCCUGACCAAGAUUGAGACCCUGCGCCUCGCCAUCCGCUACAUCUCCCACCUGUCGGAGCUGCUGGGGCUCAGCGAGGAGACGCUGGCCCAGAAGAGAGAGGGCCCACGCCGGCACUGCCAGCUGUGCCCCGAGGGGCUGGGUUGCUGCCAGGCCACGACCCCUGGCCUCCGGGCAGCAUCUCCAGCUGCAGAGUCCUGGGUGUCGCCCACCUGCUGCCCUGCCGCAGGGACACCCCCUGAGCUGGUUUGGACUCAAAGUACUGGAGCAGCAUCCUGGGUGUCACCCACCUCCUGCUCUGAAACAGGGACUCCCCCGGAGCUCCAUGGGGCCUACAUCUCAGACAUAAUGGCCUGGGGCUCGCCCACCUCCCGCCCCAAGGCAGGGAGCCCUCAAGAGCCCCAUGGCACAGCAUCCUGGGGAUCCUGCACUGAUCCGGCAGCUCGCCUGGAGCCCAACGGGAUCAGAGUCACGGACGCAAGGCACUGGACAUCGCCCACGCACUGCCCCCUGCUGGCUGCUUUCUACCAGGCAGGGCCCACGUCGCCAGGCCUGGAGUGGUCCAUUGACCCCAGCCCCCAGCCAGCCUGCAGCCACUACAGGGCCAUCCCGGCAGAGCCAGCCCAGCAGCAGGAAUGGGGGGCAGCUGGCACUGAAGAGGUGCUGAGAAGCAGGACAUCGGCCACGUUUGGGUGCGGAGCUACGGGGCUCUUCACGGACUAG